GUUCUCAUAAGUCUGGUAACAGAGUCAGAAAACUUUCCAACUAAACACCGAUAAGACUUCAUACAACUCACAAUACUCUAUAUUGUAAUCAUCACAACAGCCAAGGCUACCCAAAAGAAGAGACUGACUGAGCUCACAUUUGGCUGCCAGCUUUUUACUUUUCACCAUUUAAAACUUGAGACUUCCUGCUUUCCUGGGGUCAUGGAUAAAGUCCAAUACCUCACUCGCUCUGCUAUAAGAAGAGCUUCAACCAUUGAAAUGCCUCAACAUGCACGUCAAAAUCUACAGAACCUAUUUGUAAAUUUCUGUCUCAUUUUAAUAUGUCUCUUGUUGAUCUGCAUCAUUGUGAUGCUCCUCUGAAGUUCUGCUGCGAUCUCCAGUGAUGCAACUGUCACCGUCAGCUUAAAAUCUGUCAUCCCAUGAAGAGGGGAAAACACUAUAGAACAGGCCACUUCCUAAACAGAAGAAUUUCUUUGUGAAAAGGUCAAGAUUCAGAACAAAACAAAUUGUGAGCAAAUGUAUUCAACUGCAGGAUCUUGUAAACAUGAAAAGAGCUUUAUUUUCAAAAAUUAACUUCAAAAUGACUAUCAGUGUGCAUAAUGUAACUGCUGAAUUCCUCAAUAGAGCUUGUAAGUUUCUAUCCCAAAUCUUUUCUGAGGAUGAAGUAGGGGUUUAGUUUUGAAACUGCACUGCUAGCCAGUUCACUUCACAUAUAAAGCAUUAGCUUCACUAUUUGGGGUAAAUAUAACUUAUAUUGUACUGUAAAAGCCUCUGUGAUGUUUAUUAAGCAUUUAUCAGGUCUUCACCAAGUACCAAAAUAAUCAUUCAAAUGAAGUCAUCAUUUGAAAUAGCCUGCUGACUCCUCACAUCUGUUAUCUUUAUCAUCAUUCAGAACUCUUUGUAGUAACUCUCAUAACCUACAUUUUAAAACAGAAACUAUUCUUUCCCUGUACUACACUAACAUUUUUUUUAAAGUUUAAGUAAGGCCAUACUCUUACAUAAAUAAAAUUUCUCUUAACUUUUUCAAAGAAUUACACAAUUCUAGUAUAUGAAGGUAAACCAUAAAUUCGUUCUCUGUAGUACAUUAUGAUCAGCAGACAAGAACUAUUGGUUAAUUUAACAGUUGACAGUAUGAUUAGCCAUAAUUACUAAUACACUAAUAGAACAGUGUCUAGCCUAACAUAAGGCACUGUAGUUGAUCAUCUAAGUAUGCAACUUAGAUGUCUUUGAAAUCAUGAAAAGACUUUAGAAUGAUUUUAUAGAUUGUCUUCUAUUCUUAACGUCAUCCUCAAUAGAGGCAAGGAGAAGAAUUUCAAAAAGAAUAAAAGUAAAAUAUAUUCUUUCAUGCAUUAAAAAAAUAAUUAAAUGUGGGGUUCUCCAAAAUUAAUUCUUUGCUCACGUUCUGACAUGAACUUUUUGUCCUAUGGUUUUUAACAGGAUAUAGCUAUUUUCUGUAAUCUGUCAACCAAAUGGUCAACACUUAUUUGGUAGGCCAUUCUACCAUGCUAAAUUAUAAACUCAGCGAUGUUAAUCUACAAUUAUUUUCUGGCUGAAUACAUUUUCAAUUUCCCCUCUGAUCACUUAAAAAUAUCUUCCAACUCAUAAGAGAAGUAAAACUUGGUACUGGAAAAUACAUUCACUAAAAUUUGUUAAUUUAACUUGAUUCAGUUUAGAAUUAGGUCCAAAGUGAUUUAUACCUAUACUGCAUAAUCCAAUAAUUUAAACUUCAAGACAUAUUACCAAUAUAAAAAUUACUAAAAGAGUAGAGAACACAUAAUUUACUGUAUGACUUGCUAAAAUGUGGUUACUGAAAGAAUUUGAAAAGUCAGUACUGACCUUGGUUUAUAGCACAAGUGCGGCUAACAGAUUAAUAAAGGAGACAUUGCUUUAAAUUUUUCUGGGUACCUGACAGGUACUGGAGAUGGGGAGGGGGAUGGUUUGGAUUCAUUAGUAUCUGAGGAACAGGGGGAAAAGGAUCUCAUACUGACAGGGAAAUUUCAGCAAAGCCUCAUCUACGGGUUGGAGAACCCUAAUAUCAACUAGAAAGCUUAUAAAUAAUAAGCAAUACCAUUCACAUCACUGGCAUCCGUAAUUACUUGUGAAAAAAGUAACCAAGUUCUAUAAUUAGCUGCACUGAUGUUAAUAAGUAGAAAACUUGAAAUGCUAAAUUCUAUUCCUUUCCUUGUAUUGUUCAUUAUUACAACAUCAACAUCAAACUAUAAAAUGUGAAGUUAUGGGGUUUCUCCCUAAGUACAAUAGAAAUAAGUAAGUUUUUUGUUUUUCAUUCUGACUUUAAUAGAAA
Ailuropoda melanoleuca (giant panda) is the source of this 2302-nucleotide messenger RNA. It is a transcript of the gene PLN, whose product is annotated as phospholamban. Gene Ontology annotation, cellular component: sarcoplasmic reticulum; membrane. The record is from RefSeq and is a predicted model, not a curated record. Gene Ontology annotation, molecular function: ATPase inhibitor activity. NCBI's taxonomy places the organism in Eukaryota, Metazoa, Chordata, Mammalia, Carnivora, Ursidae. Bases 202 to 360 code for a protein of 52 amino acids. Gene Ontology annotation, biological process: negative regulation of heart rate; negative regulation of ATPase-coupled calcium transmembrane transporter activity; negative regulation of calcium ion import into sarcoplasmic reticulum. The transcript is spliced from 2 exons.